Rhodofomes roseus is the source of this 1453-nucleotide messenger RNA. RefSeq lists its product as uncharacterized. The transcript has 7 exons. The record is from RefSeq and is a predicted model, not a curated record. Gene Ontology annotation, molecular function: SUMO ligase activity; zinc ion binding. Bases 107 to 1120 code for a protein of 337 amino acids. Gene Ontology annotation, biological process: double-strand break repair via homologous recombination; protein sumoylation. Gene Ontology annotation, cellular component: nucleus; Smc5-Smc6 complex. NCBI's taxonomy places the organism in Eukaryota, Fungi, Basidiomycota, Agaricomycetes, Polyporales, Fomitopsidaceae.
GCGACUCGCCCUGCCCUGAACAACGUCACAAAGCGCGUUACCGGACGCGUCGCGUCUUGCAUCGUGUGCCUGUCUCGCCGAGGUUACUUACCCAGAGCGAUCCACAAUGCCUGUCGCAGGCCCUUCAAGACGUAACAGACGCGAUGCGUCUGAGGACGGUAUCGAGGAGGCCAUGCCUACACAGGGUACAGACGAUGUAGUGAACGAUGACGAAGAAGAGCAGUCACGGCGCGGCGCGAAAGUCAAAAAGGAGAAGAGCAAGGGGAGUCGCAAGACCGCUCAGGCGGUAGAGGCAGAGGACAACGACGACGACGACGCAGAUGCAGACCCACUUGCGGACUUCGGCGACCAGCCAAUCGACAGGGCACAGGCGCAGAAGAUCCAUGGAUUCUCGCAGGACUGGGACAUGAUGCGCAAAACGAAGCACGUCCAGAUGUAUGGGCUGGUCAAGGAUGCUGCGACUGCGUUCGCAGAGUUUGCGGAACCAGACCCGGCGUCGAAGCUCUUGAUAGAGAUGGACACUCUCAUGCGCGACCUCAUGGAUACGGAGACAGAAAUGCUGUAUCACAACAAAAUAUUGCACGACCUGCACCAACAGAUAGUGCGCGGGGAAGAAAUCUCGAACAUCGCAGAUAGAUAUGACGACGAGAUCCGGACGAAGGUAGCUGAGUACAAGAAGGGCACAAGUCGCCAAAAGUACGGAAAGUCGGAUCAAUAUGCAUCAUAUAAACAGGCUGUUUUUGAAGUGGAGAAUCCUGGAGUGGGCAUGCCGCCUAUGGCAGAUUUGAUUCCUCGAGAGGAUGGAGACGAGAGCGAUGAUGAUGAUGACGAUGUUCAAGUCGGGGGUGUUACGCAAGAUUACAAGUGUCCAUUGACGCUGACGAUCCUGGUCGAGCCGCUCACCUCGAAAACAUGCGGACACUCAUACUCCGCAGCGUCCAUCAGGGAAUACAUAGGCGUCCGAGGCGGCCGCCAGCAAUGCCCCGCUGCAGGGUGCCACAAGAGUAUCUCUCUAGGCGACCUCGAGCCGAACAAGGAACUCGCGAAGAAGGCGAAGGACGCGGCGCGGCGCGAGCGCAUGCGCGAAGAAGACAGCGACGAGGGCGAAGUUAUCGAGUGAUCUGUGCAUCUGCGCUUCUCGCUUCAUCGCGAGGUGUUUUACGUGUAUGGUAAUCUGUCUGAGAUAAUGUACCUUACUUGCUUUUGCUCGGUGUAUUGAGUUUUCCCCCGAGGUACGAGGCUGGACAUCUGAUGAUGAAGCCGAUGCUGCAGUGGUCGACGCAGUGCACGAACCCCUUCAGACACGACAGCAGGAUAUGAACCGCUGCUAUAGCCACGAACUGAGGAGAGGUGCGUUGGUUCUUUGUUCUCUUGCGAAGAACUUCAAGAAGCUCUGUCCCCUGGCAGGGACACUGGCAGUUACAUCGCUCGGGUCCGGUCGCGAGGCAACGGC